AUGGCUAUUCCGAAUAAACAAGAUCCGAUUGUCCUGGUGAUUGAUUUCCACCAUGCGCGGGGCCCGGAAAUCGAACAUUGCAUCGCCAACGAAGGCGCGAACCCUGCCACAGACAAUGACUGGUCAUUGCUGCCGUUCAUGGCUCUGUCCGACGGCGCUCACCUAUCGACCGAGGAAUUCUCCUAUUUUACACUACGCGGCAGAGAAACACCCGAUAUUCCUGAAACCUCUCUAUUCGGUAUCGCCUGCUCGCGCCAACUCGAUGCCAAGCUCCUCCUCAAUCGCCCGCCGGACGUCACGAGAUCUACGGUACAGAAGGCGGUGGUUGUCGUCACCGAUUCCCCGCAGAGGGUAGGCCAGCUGCGCGAGAAGCUCUCUGUCGUAACUACGGCGUGGUUUGCUCAACGCGACUUUUCCGAUAUCGAUAUUUUGAAGAAAUUUCACGAGGGCUUGGUGAUAAGCUUGAUGAAGGAUGGCCCGAAAGAUCAGAACUUGGGUCUUUCUCUACGAGAAAUGAUUCACGAAUUUAAGUACCAGACUUUAGUACUCUUCAAGGCAUUGCUAUUGCAGCCCAAGAUGCUUUUCUUCGGUACACGAUGUGAAAGAUUAUGCAUGCUCCAAUUUUCACUUAUAUCCUUAAUACCCGGUCUUAUCAACCACUUGGAAGACUGCGCAGACCCUUCAUUCGACAGUUAUGCACAGAGCGUCGAGAAGCCAACUUCUCUUAAGACUAGUGAUCGCAGCUCUUUGCUGGCAUACAUGGGUUUACCAUUGCAGAUCUUUGGAAAGGGAAGCAUGUUCGGGCCCUAUACCCCUCUUCAACAGCUGGAUCUGUUGGCCGACGAUGGUACAAAGUCCUACGUUGUGGGAUCUACGAAUUCAUUGCUUCUACAACAGAAGGACCGCUACAGUGAUAUUCUAAUCAACUUUGUGGACCAUCAGCUUGAUGAAGAUAGUAUUAGCAUCUCUUCUUUGCCUCUCCGCAAUGCUUUGGCUCUUUCCACCGCCGACAGACGCUGGAUUGAUCUACUCACUCAAAUUGUUAAUGACACUUGGGAUGAAGAUCACCCAUCACGCCCGAAGACCCUUGGUUUUAUGGGCUCCGAAGAGUUUAUUCGAUUGCAGUUUGAGGAGUAUCUGCUGGCCCUAUUAUCUUCCAUGAAGUACCACGAAGAACUCAGCUCGUACACUUCCGGUGACUCUGGCCAUCGCAGCAGAGCGCAGUUACAAAACUUCAAUAUCGAAGGGGACCCUGCUGUCGACUUUAACACUGAAUUUUUGAUCCAGUGGCAGAAGACCUCCAACUAUGCACUCUUCUCGCGCCUCACCUCGGAUGCACUCCUGUUUUCUAUCACCGAACCCCGACACCCAAGCGCCGGUGGAUUGACCGUGGACGAUAUCCAACGUCGACUAUCCCAGCAAGUGGCCGACCUCCAUCUUGACGAAAAGGUUCGUGAGGGACGGGAGGCACUCGGCAGACACCUUGCGACAGGCCAGAAAAAAGUCAGCGCAGUGUACAACAGAUUCUGGUCCGACAUGGAGACCGGAUCCAUCGAUGAUUCCACUUCCGAAACAUCAGGCGCUUGGUUUGCGAGCCGUCCAAGAGCUUCAAUUGACGUCGCUCAGGCCCAAGCUACAGCGGCCCAGGCCAGCCAAAAGGCCGGCGCAUACUUCAGUUCAUGGGGGUCAUGGGCGAACGAGAAGCGACGCGAGUGGCAAGAAAAGCGCAGCGCUUCGCCAAGCCCGCAACAAGGCGCAAUUGCCCCAUCACCAUCGGCACCAUCUCUGUCCAUCGUCAGCGAAACCAUCACCGAGUCAGACCGCGGCCGUCGUCGCUCGAUGCAGCGAGAAAGCGAAGAUACCGAGGGGGGUCUGUCGCGCAGUCUAAGCCGUAGAAAGAGAUGGAGUAAUAUUCUUCUGCGUCGCGAGAGCGGUGAAUUCAAACGCGACGAGAGUGCCGAUUCCCCUUUCCCCAAGUCUCCCCUCUCUCAGGGCUUCCCAGCACACGGUCUUGGCACGGAGGAGAAUCCCUUUGAAGCUGAGAAGGUCACAGGACAGCAGCAGCAACAAUUACAAGCUGCUGACGCGGAGGGUUUCACCAGCGUCUCACUUACGCCCAACGAGGGACUCCGCGUGGACCUAAACCCCAGCGAGUCUACAGCGGCUGAAAAUACACAUGAUUCAAAGAAGACCGCUGAUUCGCGACCCGAUGAUUCGUUGACUGCUCUGCCCGUUAAAGAAAAAGAACAAUCACACGAGGCCAAGGAUUCUAUUUCUAGCAAAUAG
Messenger RNA from Penicillium manginii, 2286 nucleotides. RefSeq lists its product as uncharacterized. Bases 1 to 2286 code for a protein of 761 amino acids. The record is from RefSeq and is a predicted model, not a curated record. Gene Ontology annotation, cellular component: cytoplasm. The transcript is spliced from 11 exons. NCBI's taxonomy places the organism in Eukaryota, Fungi, Ascomycota, Eurotiomycetes, Eurotiales, Aspergillaceae.